Perca flavescens (yellow perch) is the source of this 1627-nucleotide messenger RNA. RefSeq lists its product as uncharacterized. The transcript has 7 exons. Lineage: Eukaryota; Metazoa; Chordata; Actinopteri; Perciformes; Percidae. The record is from RefSeq and is a predicted model, not a curated record. The coding region runs from base 386 to 1627 and encodes 413 amino acids.
UAUAACAGUCACAAACUCCACCAGAAGUUAGCUGUUAAGAUACAAAUCACCACAUUGCUGCACCGCUCCGCGUUAACACAGCCCACCUUACCCGGAGACAGAGCAUAUCUAGCUCGGAGGGCUAGCAGGCCUGGUAGCUGGACAGUCCGGGACGCGAUAUUACGAAUCCCACUAUGGCCACGCCAAGACCCGCCCUAUGCCUACCUCUGAUUGGCUUACACGUACACGUCACCUCCAGUACCUCCGCGCCGCCGCCGCUCUCCAGCACAGCCGCUGACGUUUCGCCGGCGCAGCGCAGUUUGAAAUAUGUGUUCAAGAAAGGAGACGCUGGAGACGGUAAUAACGAGAGUGACAGAGCCAGUCUGCAAACUGCACUUGGAUAGCCAUGAACAGUAUGGCUGCUCCUAUUAAAUGGUGCCAUAUUUGCCAGACACCUGGCAACGUGCAGCAGUUGGAGGAGCUUGAGAAACUCUUACCAUCUGGAUACACACAUCUGCUGUGUGUGAAGGAGGAUGAGUUUCGAGCCCAUUUAAAAGUGCAGCUCUCCACUAAAGAGGAGGUGGAGAAAUGGCUUGAGGAAUUUCAAAAUUCCUCCACUUUAACAUGGAGGAAUGCCAGAACGUAUCCGGCGUCAGGGCGAUACAAUGUGUAUAGAGUUGAUCUCAGAUGCCAGCAUAAAACCUACGCAUCUGGCAAAUACUCAAGAAACACCAACUGCCCUGCCACACUGUUUCUUGUCCUCAAAAGAAGCAUGGAGAAUAGGAGGUCAAGAUCGUCAGAUCGACACAUGGCAGAGGGUUACCUCCUAUAUGUCAACUUGAGGAAUGAGCACAACCAUCGCCUUGCUUGCGCCGAUGCCCUGAGGAAAAGGGAUGUGUCGGCCGUCACCAUUGAAAGGCUGACUGAGCUCUUUGAGAAAGGUCAUUCUCCCUCAUCUGCUCUCGAUACCAUCAAAUAUGACCUGCAGGAGGAACAGGGAGACGAGUACCACUAUGCAGCAGCAGACCGCGCCAUCUGCCCAGACGUCCAGUUCUGCUACAGGUUAUACUACAAAAUAUUCCAGAAAUCAUAUGGUGCCCCUUCUGGAGAAAAGAUGGUCAUAGACCUCGAAGAACGCCUUGCCAGGUAUAACGAAGAACAGGGCUGUGUCUGUGCUCAGAUAGAACAAACCAUCGAUGGCCAGCAGAUUGUGGCGAUUUGCACACCUGUAAUGCAGCGGGUCCACACAAGAGUACAACAGAGUGGAGAGAUGAUCUUUGUGGAUUCCUCGGGGAAUUGUGACAGGCAAAACCACCGCCUUUUUCUCUUUCUAACCCACUCUGCUGCAGGGGGACUGCCUCUUGGUGUGCUGAUCACCACAUCAGAGAGUGCAGCCACUCUAACAGCUGGGAUCUCCCUGCUUAAACGGCUUCUCCCACCUGGUGCUUUCUUUGGGCGCGAAGACCAUGGUCCACAGGCAGUCAUGACAGAUGACUGUUCAGCUCUGCGACAGGCACUUGCCACUGUCUACCCUGGAGCAAGCAUACUUUUGUGCACCUUUCAUCUGCUCCAGGCGAUGUGGAGAUGCAAGUGUUUCAUAAAGUUCUUGUGUUUUGAUGCCAGGGGAUCUGCAGACAGCGUGGCAUAG